Messenger RNA from Dissoconium aciculare CBS 342.82, 723 nucleotides. RefSeq lists its product as uncharacterized. The transcript has a single exon. Lineage: Eukaryota; Fungi; Ascomycota; Dothideomycetes; Mycosphaerellales; Dissoconiaceae. Gene Ontology annotation, cellular component: cytoplasmic exosome (RNase complex); nuclear exosome (RNase complex). Bases 1 to 723 code for a protein of 240 amino acids. Gene Ontology annotation, molecular function: RNA binding. Gene Ontology annotation, biological process: TRAMP-dependent tRNA surveillance pathway; nuclear polyadenylation-dependent rRNA catabolic process; poly(A)-dependent snoRNA 3'-end processing. The record is from RefSeq and is a predicted model, not a curated record.
AUGCUCAUUCCCGGGGCUGCCAUACCAAAUUCUUCAUUACCAACUCCAUCUAAGAACAAAUCCAUCACCUUGGGCCCUGGCUUGAGGCACAUUCCACCUUCGACGAUUCUUGCAACAAUAUCCGGCACGCUCGCUGUAGACUCUCGCAAAGCCGCAUUAUGGCUUGAGAAUACUCCAUCCUCCUCUGCUCGCUACCAGCCAGGUGUCGGUGACCUAGUCGUCGCACAGAUACAUCACUCCGGAGCCGGUGAUGUGUUUUACUGUUCAAUCACUCCUCACACACCACACGUCAUCCUUGGGCAAUUAUCUUUUGAAGGCGCCAGCAAGAAGACUCGUCCGAAGCUCGAGUCUGGAGAUCUCGUCUACGCUCGUGUGAAAAGCUGCGGUCGAGACGAUGAAUGCGAGAUUGAAUGUGUCAAUUCAAACACCGGCAAGGCAGAGGGCAUGGGACCUCUCAAGGGCGGCAUGGUGUUUGAUGUGACAACGGCAUUUGCGAGACGUCUCAUGAUGGGAAAGAAAGAGAAGAGCGGACUGAUCAUUCUGGAGACUAUCGGUGAGAAGACCAGAUUCGAAGUUGCGGUGGGCAGGAAUGGACGCGUAUGGGUCGACAGCGGGAGCAUUCAAGACACGUUAGGAAUUGGAAAAUGUCUCAUUGGAGCAGACGAGCUAGGAUGGACUCUGGAAGAACAAAAGGCCAUGAUCUCCAAAACAUUUGGUGGUUGA